Molecule: messenger RNA, 998 nt
Organism: Suillus fuscotomentosus
Lineage: Eukaryota; Fungi; Basidiomycota; Agaricomycetes; Boletales; Suillaceae
Product: Alpha/Beta hydrolase protein
Exons: 3
Coding region: 208-957 (249 amino acids)
Source: RefSeq, a predicted model, not a curated record
CUAGUCGCUUAAAUUUUCUUUAGAUGACGCAUUGCUCGCGAGUGGUUCGCUACUAGGCUCGUGACCAGCCUGGCUUACCAGUCUAGUUCGCUACCAUGAAGUUUUGGUCAACUGUCGCGUUCGGUAUUCCCCGUACGUCUGCCGUCACUGGGUGAACAUCAUCGGCAAAACCGAGGUGAUCAACUCAGUGAGCUCACUACGACUACCAUGACCACUGUUCCGUCUGCAAGUCAGUGGGGAUCCCCUACUGCAAAUAGGAGAGCAUUCCUCAUACAUGGUUUGGAUUCGUCUUCGCACACGUUCCACCGUGUUGCAUCGACGCUUGCAGCCAAAGGAUACUUGGUCAUUGCUCCGAAUCUUCUUGGACAUGCUCUCAGGAAGCCUGGAGUUGACUUCAAAGUACAGACACUGGCAGAUGACCUCUUACCGUACCUUCAAGCUGCCGAGUAUGAUAUCGUCAUUGGCCACUCAAUGGGCGCGCUCGUGGUAUUAUCACUUCUCAAGUACCUGCCAAAAACUAAACAUACUUCGGUGGUUCUUAUCGACCCAUCUCUGGAAAUAGCUGCAGAGCGGAUGGUGGAUUGGAAAGUCAAGCUUUCCGACCAUAGCAGAACUAACCUCACCGCAGAAGAUUAUAUAGCAUUGAAUCCUCUAUGGACGAGAGAAGAUGCUAUCUGGAGAGUGUUAGGGACCCAGAUCGGAAGAUCAACCAACUCCGAUGAUCACAUCGAUGGUAACGUGCUGUGGUCAUUUUCGCAUCUGAUCGCCGACAAGCCUACUGCUGCUGCAUUGACGGUUCUGAUUGAAGAUCUGCGAUUUAAUGGCGCUUUGAAGCUGGAAACUGUCGCAAAAUUUAAAGACAUCAGAGCCGUGAUUGUUCCGAAUGCCUCGCACUGGAUACAGAAUGAAUUCCCCGAAGUGAUUGUUGAAGAGGCGCUAAGGAAUAUUGAAGAAUAAGACGAUGGUUAAUUAAAACUUCCAUGUUUCGACUACCAUUA